Molecule: messenger RNA, 664 nt
Organism: Vigna radiata var. radiata (mung bean)
Lineage: Eukaryota; Viridiplantae; Streptophyta; Magnoliopsida; Fabales; Fabaceae
Exons: 2
Coding region: 87-395 (102 amino acids)
Source: RefSeq, a predicted model, not a curated record
CACUUCUGGCCUAUAAAAAGGAUGUUCAGAGACUGAAAAUCCUAGCCUUCACAAACUUAACGACAGCUUCAUAUCUUAGCAAAAAAAUGAAGUCUAACUUUGCUUUUUUAGUAAUAUUCUCUCUUCUCCUGGUUGUUAACCUCAGCUAUGCAAGGAAAUACAUGGGAGACUAUUGGAAGACCAUGAUGAAUGGCCAACCUAUGCCUGAAGCGAUCAAAGAUCUCCUUGCUCAAGAUCCACAAGAAUCAGAUGCAGCGAAGGAUCAUUUUAUUCGGGACUUUGAUAUAAGACCUAAUAUCAUAUUAUAUCACACGCAUGAUAUGUCCAGAAAGCAGAAGCAGCAUGCCAUGGCCAUGAAAAUAGAAGAGCUUCAAGAACCAGGAAGACAUGGCUGAACAAACCAGCUUAAAGGGCCGAAGCUCAAAUCAUUUUGCUCAUGGUUAGAGAAGGAAGACACACGUAUCUCUACAUAGUAUAUGACUCAUGAAUAUCAUGGUCUUUAGUAUCUUGUAGAGUUAUUCAUGUUUCUAAACCACUCUUUCUGUUGAACACUUGAACAUGUAUCUUUAUGGCUAUCCUUUUUUUUAGCUGCAUAUAUCUGUGUCCUGCAGAACGUUUAUAAUCAAUAGACAUUAUGCUUCUUUUGGCCUGUCAUGAUUACUCA